Dicentrarchus labrax (European seabass) is the source of this 1170-nucleotide messenger RNA. RefSeq names its product activator of basal transcription 1 (gene abt1). Gene Ontology annotation, molecular function: RNA binding. The record is from RefSeq and is a predicted model, not a curated record. NCBI's taxonomy places the organism in Eukaryota, Metazoa, Chordata, Actinopteri, Moronidae. The transcript has 5 exons. Gene Ontology annotation, cellular component: nucleolus. Gene Ontology annotation, biological process: small-subunit processome assembly; endonucleolytic cleavage in 5'-ETS of tricistronic rRNA transcript (SSU-rRNA, 5.8S rRNA, LSU-rRNA); endonucleolytic cleavage to generate mature 5'-end of SSU-rRNA from (SSU-rRNA, 5.8S rRNA, LSU-rRNA). The coding region runs from base 99 to 965 and encodes 288 amino acids.
CGCUCCGUGACGUCACCAAGACGCGACAGAGUUUGUUCACACGUGAGAGCGAGCAGCAGCACUUUGUGCAGACUUUAAAGUCAUCAGUCUGCAGAGAGAUGGAGAGAAAAGAGGAGGAGGAGGAGAGUAAGACUACAUCUCAGAGAGAGGAGGAUGAAGAGAAGGAAGAGGAAGCCGCUGCCACUGCAGGGAGAGGAGGGGAUGAAGAUAAUGAUGAAAAUGAAUAUGCUUCUGGGAAGAAGAAGACCAAACAGAAAGGUGUUGGAGUGACUUCCUGUCCAGACAGGAAGCGUCUUCCAGGUAUAAUCUACCUGGGUCACAUUCCUCCAAGACUCCGCCCCAAACAUCUAAGGAACAUGCUGUCAGCGUUCGGAGAGAUCGGACGCAUCUUCCUCCAGCCAGAAGACGGGGAGGUGAGGAGGAGGAAGAGGAAGACGGGGUUGAGGAGGUGUGAUUUCACUGAAGGAUGGGUUGAGUUCAGAGACAAACGAGUGGCCAAGAGAGUUGCAGCUUCUCUCCACAACACGCCGAUGGGAACCAGGAAACGACAACGCUUCUACUCUGACCUCUGGAACAUCAAGUACCUGCACAGGUUCCAGUGGACUCACCUGAGCGAGCGUCUGGCCUACGAGCAGACAGUGCUGCAGCAGAGACUAAGGACCGAAGUGUCUCAGGCGAAGAGAGAAACAAACUUCUACUUGAACAAUGUGGACAAGAGCACUCACCUGGACAAAGUGAGGAGGAAGAGACAGAGAGACGGACAACAGGUGGACGAGAGGACGUGGGACUUCACUCAGCGUCAGACGGAGGAUGAGAUCCAGUUGAAGAAAAAGAGGAGACACUCCAUUUCCCAGAAGCACCUGGACAAGGCCCGCCUCCUCCAACAGAACAGCCAAUCAAACGUCUCUCUGCUGGCCAAGAUUUUCAACUCCAACCAAUCAGAGUUACAGCAGGGAGGCAUCUGAUUGGCUGUGGCACUUUCCAUGAAACUCUAUACCCAGGUCAAUGAGCUCGUUAAGACUGUUGUAAUUAAGAUAAUUUAACUGUUUAGUGGCCUGACCUUUGACCUUGUCCAACAGUAUCUGACAUCAUUCACCUGUACAGGUGGUUUUGAUGUCAUCACAUCUUUUUAUUUCUGUAUAAAAUGUAAAUAAAUCUUUAUUCCUGACA